This is a messenger RNA of Miscanthus lutarioriparius, 870 nucleotides long. The record is from the annotation of a GenBank genome assembly. Lineage: Eukaryota; Viridiplantae; Streptophyta; Magnoliopsida; Poales; Poaceae.
AUGGGUGAUCACGAGGCGCGCGGUGACGACUUCGAGAAGAAGGCGGAGAAGAAGCUCUCGGGCUGGGGCCUCUUCAGCUCCAAGUACGAGGACGCCGCGGACCUCUUCGACAAGGCUGCGAACUCCUUCAAGCUCGCCAAGAACUGGAGCAGAGCUGCAUCAGUGUACAUUAAGAUUGCUAACUGUCAUUUGAAGGGAGAUAGCAAGCACGAGGCUGCCUCAGCGUAUGUCGAGGCAGCAAAUUGCUACAAAAAGUUCUCACCUCAGGAAGCUGCGCAAGCUCUAAACCAGUCUGUUAAUCUUUUCUUGGAAAUUGGUAGGUUGAACAUGGCUGCAAGAUACAGCAAGGACAUUGGUGAGAUAUAUCAGCAAGAACAAGAUUUAGAGAAGGCUACAGAUUACCUGGAAAGGGCAGCUGACCUUUUUGACAGUGAGGGACAGUCGUCUCAAUCAAACACCAUCAAACAGAAAGUAGCAGAAAUUGCUGCUCAGUUGGAACAGUACCCAAAAGCAACUGAGAUAUUUGAAGCGAUUGCUCGUCAGUCAAUCAACAAUAAUCUUCUUAAGUAUAGUGUCAGAGGAAUUCUCCUUAAUGCUGGCAUCUGCCAACUAUGUAGAGGUGAUCCUGUUGCCAUCAUAAAUUCAUUGGAGCGAUACCAGGAAAUUGACCCGACUUUCUCUGGGACACGUGAAUACAAGCUUUUAGCUGAUCUUGCUGCAUCUAUGGAUGAAGGGGAUGUUGCCAAAUUCACUGAUGCCAUCAAAGAAUUUGAUAGCAUGACACGUCUGGAUCCUUGGAAAACCACCCUGCUGCUCAGGGCGAAGAAUGAGCUGAAGAAAAAGGAGGACGAUGAGGACGACCUUACAUAA